Corylus avellana is the source of this 1067-nucleotide messenger RNA. NCBI's taxonomy places the organism in Eukaryota, Viridiplantae, Streptophyta, Magnoliopsida, Fagales, Betulaceae. The record is from RefSeq and is a predicted model, not a curated record.
ACAAAAAUACACAAUCAAGUGGCCAUCUAGCUUAAGCCAUCAUAUCAUCAAUCUCCACCAAAGGGUUCGGGUUUCAAAUUUCUAACUCAUAAUUAGAUUAGAUAUUAAAUUUGCACACAUUUUUGCCCAACUCCCUAUAAAUGCUAGUGUGAGCAUACACUUAAAAUAUUAUCCCAUAGUAAACAACCACAAUGGAAGAAAAGGCCAAAGAAGGUGGAGAAAAAGAAGUCCGGUAUAGGGGAGUGAGGCGGCGGCCGUGGGGGAAAUAUGCGGCGGAGAUUCGUGACUCGACUAGGCAUGGAGUCCGGAUGUGGCUGGGGACUUUUGAUAAGGCGGAAGAUGCUGCUCGGGCUUAUGAUCGAGCUGCCUUCGGAAUGAGAGGAAACAUGGCCAUUCUCAACUUCCCAGAUGAACAUCGAUCAUCACCCAAUGUUGAAUUUCCUCCUCCUUCCUCUUCUCUUUCAUCUUCUUCUUCUUCUUCUUCAACUUCUUCUUCUUCAUCUUCAUCCUCGUCGCAGGUGGUGGAUAGAAGUAGGUGUUGUGAGAAUGAGAAAGAAGUAAUUGAGUUUGAGUACUUGGACGACAAGUUGUUGGAGGAACUUCUUGACUUUGAAAACAAAACAUGGAAGAACUGAUGAGAGGAGUUGCUCAAGAUCGAAAAUUUGGUUAGUAAAUGAUCUCCAUCCAAUCCAAACUUGGUUAGUAAAGGUGUUUCGAAUCUUGAACCAAUCCAAACUUGGCUAGUAAAGUCGGGUUGUGGGGCCUCUGUCAAAGGUAUUGAAAUCUUCACCAAACUUGGUUAUAAAAGGUCGCUGUGGGGCCUCUCAAUUCUUCCAUCUUCAAAUCCUACCCAUUCAUGAGCAUGUGGGUUACAUUUGCUGCCUUUCUUGUCACAGUCUUGUCUUGUUUACUUUUGAGUUUUUUUUUGUCUUUAUAAUCGUUUACGGUUUGACUUGUUUGGACGAUUAUAAAACUUAUAACUUGUGGUAGGAAAGGGUGCCUGUCAUAUUUAUGUUUGUAAUUUACUUUUGAGUAUGGUUUUUUUUAUUUUUUUAUUUUCUCUUUUG